Nothoprocta perdicaria is the source of this 1482-nucleotide messenger RNA. It is a transcript of the gene KMO, whose product is annotated as kynurenine 3-monooxygenase. The record is from RefSeq and is a predicted model, not a curated record. Gene Ontology annotation, molecular function: kynurenine 3-monooxygenase activity; NAD(P)H oxidase H2O2-forming activity; FAD binding. Bases 102 to 1439 code for a protein of 445 amino acids. Gene Ontology annotation, cellular component: mitochondrial outer membrane. The transcript has 14 exons. Gene Ontology annotation, biological process: quinolinate biosynthetic process; NAD+ metabolic process; L-tryptophan catabolic process. NCBI's taxonomy places the organism in Eukaryota, Metazoa, Chordata, Aves, Tinamiformes, Tinamidae.
CCCCUCUGGCAAAUGUAGCACAUCAACAAAGUGAGAAAGAGGUAUUUGCUUCUCGUGAUAAAGUAGCAGUAAAAAUUUGCUCCUUGGAGGCUGCCACAACAAUGAAGCCCAAUGAUACACGGGAGAAGAAAAUAGCCAUUAUUGGAGGUGGUCUGGUGGGUGCAUUAAAUGCCUGUUUCUUUGCCAGACGAGGUUUCCAUGUUGAUGUUUAUGAGGCAAGAGAAGAUAUCCGAGUGGCCACUUUUGCCCGGGGCAGGAGCAUUAACUUGGCUCUCUCCCACAGAGGACGCCAGGCCCUCAAAGCUGUGGGGAUGGAAGACCAGUACAUUCUCUCUGUGGAUAGAGCAAACCUAAACAGAGAGCUGUUAACAGCUGCAGAGAAGUAUUCCAACACUAAGCUGUACUUUGGACACAAACUCCUGGAGUGCAAUGCGGAGUUAGGGACAUUAACCAUAAAAAGUUCUGAGCAGCUGCCUGUAGAAGCCGCUUAUGAUCUCAUUGUGGGAUGCGAUGGAGCCUUCUCGACCGUCAGAAAGCAGUUCAUGAGACAAACACGCUUUAACUACAGCCAUGAGUACAUUCCUCACGGCUACAUGGAGCUGACCAUCCCGCCCAAGGAUGGAGAUUUUGCCAUGGAACCGAACUACCUCCAUAUCUGGCCCAGAAACACCUUCAUGAUGAUUGCACUGCCUAACAUGGACAAGUCCUUCACCUGCACUCUCUUCAUGCCUUUUGAAGAAUUUGAGAAGCUUACAACUGGCGAGCAAGUACUGGAUUUUUUCCAGACCUACUUUCCAGAUUCUAUUCCCCUCAUUGGAGAGCGAGAGCUGAAGCGUGAUUACUUUUUGCUGCCAGCCCAGGCCAUGAUAUCUGUGAAGUGCUCUUCCUACCACAUCGCAUCCCGGUGUGUGCUGAUGGGAGACGCUGCACAUGCUGUGGUGCCCUUCUACGGGCAAGGUAUGAACGCGGGCUUUGAAGAUUGUUUGGUUUUUGAUGAGUUAAUGGACCAAUUCCACAAUGACCUUGGUGCUUGCCUUCCUGAGUUCUCCAGGCUGAGGGUGCCAGACGACCACGCGAUCUCGGAUUUAGCCAUGUACAAUUAUGUAGAGAUGCGAGAGCACGUGAAUUCGAUGUGGUUCAUCUUCCGAAAGCACGUAGACAACUUCCUCCACGCGCUCAUGCCUUCCACCAUCGUCCCGCUAUACACCAUGGUCACAUUCACCAGAAUUCGCUACCACGAAGCAUUGCAGCGCUGGAAGUGGCAGAAAAAGGUAAUUAAUCGAGGACUCUUUGUCGCUGGAGCAGCAGGGCUGGGUGGCAUGUACCUGCUAAUAAAAUGGCUGACACGGAAUACUGAUUUCUGCAUAGAAAACCUGUGGAGCUGGUCCUACCAUCUCAAGAAUAUUGGAAAAUUGUCCUUCAAUACAGAAGUGGCUUAAGUGUAAGGGAACUCCUACAUGGAAUAAAGCAAUGGCAUGGGCU